Molecule: messenger RNA, 2502 nt
Organism: Arabis nemorensis
Lineage: Eukaryota; Viridiplantae; Streptophyta; Magnoliopsida; Brassicales; Brassicaceae
Source: the annotation of a GenBank genome assembly
AUGACGGGUCGAGAGAAGCAGACUCUUACUCCAAAGGCGAUUAUACAUCAGAAGUUUGGUGUUAAAGCAAGUUACAGAAUUGAGGAAGUUCAUGUUUCUUCUCAGAAUGAUUGUCGAGGAUUGGCAAAACCGCGGAAAGGUCCAUGCCUCUAUCGAUGUCACUUGCAGCUACCAGAUUUUUCUGUUGUAUCGAAUGUCUUCAAGAAGAAGAAGGAUUCUGAACAAUCCGCUGCUGAAUUGGCUCUCGAGAAGCUAGGCAUUCAGCCUCGGGACGAUGAUGAUGAUAUUACUGUGGAUGAAGCUUGGGAUGCUAUUGUUAGACGCAUUAAGUAUAUAUUUUCUGAUGAGUUUCUUUCAGCUGAACAUCCUCUUGGUGGUCACCUUAGAGCAGCAUUGCAAAGGGAUGGUGAUUGUUGCAGCUCAGUUCCUGUUUCUGUCAUUGCUACAUUUGAUUCAAAGAUUAACAGUCUUUGUAAAGUGAUUAGUCCUUCUGUGGACUCAAUUCCUUUUUUGGUCAUGUCCUAUGUCAUGAAGGCUGCUGCAAAGUUAUCCGACUACAUUGUCGUAUCUCCGCAUGGAGCUUCACUCCGGAGGAAAAAUCCAUACCCUCCAGCAAUUAUAGACGCACUGGCUAUUCAUGUGGAGAGCAUAAAAGUCGAGGCUGUACAUAUACAAUGUAACCGUGGUUGUGAAGAGCCUGUUGAGCCAGUUACUCUCGAUAUUUCAUCAGGUCGGUAUUACUUGGAUAUUAUAGCUGAAAAGCUUGGACCAUUGGCUAAACUUCCUCGGGCUAUUAGUGUAGACUAUAUUAUGCCAUUCCUAAAUAUCCAUGGUGAUGCGAUCUUGGCAUCUGUUGGUUACCCAUUGAAGUCCCAUGAUCUUGAACAUGAUGAUUAUGUCUCUCAAUGGAAUCUACAAAAUCUCCCGAAAGCAUUAAUUGCUGUGCAGUUGCCUUUAUUAUUCACUACAAAGUCUAAUUGGAGAGGUCCAUUUCCUAGGGAGAUUCUAUGCAUGUUCUGCCGCCAGCAACAACUAGCAGAACCUGUUUUUACAAUAUCUACUGUUCCUGUGGAAUCGAUGUCUGACAUAUUAAGAUCCCACAAGAAGUUGACAGUCUCAGAACAUGAUGAUACAGACUAUCAGUACUUGAGCAGGGCAAAAGAGGAGAUACCAGGAUCAGGGAAAGGGUAUAGAUGUGACGUGAAAAUUCUUUCAACACAGAAUUUGGUUUUAGAUUGUUCGUUGAGAAAGUUUUAUGAGAAGGAAAACUAUGCUAUUCAAAAUGCUUCAUUGAAAGCCCUCUCAUGGUUUACUAUGUUCUUCGGCGACCUGGAUGUAGACUCAUUUGGACCAUGUUAUACAGAUGACGACCUAGAUAUUCAAUUUAAACAGAGGAACUGUUAUAAAGAGACUUUUCCAAGUAGUAGAGUAUUUGAACUCCCCGACAUUAUCCGAAAUGGAGAUUUGUGUAACUCAAGGAGCACGAGUAUGCCAUGGGAAAAGAAGCGUGUCCAAUCUAUAGCAAACGGUUCCUUGGUUAGCGUAUGCUAUUCUGUGUCCUUGAAGGUGGAUGCUGAGUAUUCGAGAAAUGGUGAAACUUUGAAAGAACUCAUCGAAAGCAGUGAAGAGAUAGAGUUUGAGGUAGGCCAUGGAUCUAUGAAUCAACAUCUUGAAUCUGUUGUCACUCAGAUGUCUGUUGGUCAAUAUGUUUGUUUUUCUACUGCAUUGCCUGCGGAGGGCUUGGUUUUGGCUGCUGCCACGGAUACUGUGAGAACUUGCUCACUUUUAUCAGAAUUAGGUUUGGAAUACAGUGUACUUUUGUUGGGAGUGAAAGAGCCGACAGAAGAACGAAUGGAGGCGGCUUGUUUCAAACCACCACUAUCAAAACAGCGCGUCGAAUAUGCACUGAAACAAAUAAAGGAAUCGUCCGCUUCUACAAUGGUUGACUUUGGAUGCGGAUCUGGAAGUUUACUAGACUCUUUACUUGACUGUCCAACUUCACUUCAAACCAUUAUCGGUGUUGACAUCUCGCAGAAGGGUCUUGCCCGUGCUGCUAAGAUGCUACAUUCAAAAUUAAACAAGGGAGCUUGCAACCUCAGAUCAAUUAUACUCUAUGAUGGUUCCAUCCUCGAGUUUGAUUCCAGACUGCAUGACAUUGACAUCGGCACUUGCUUAGAGGGGUCUGCUCCAAACCAUCCAGAAGACAAAUCCAAGUCACAUAUGCCUAAAUUCAGGAACCAUGACCACAAGUUUGAAUGGACAAGGGAACAGUUUAACAAAUGGGCGUCUAAGCUCGCCAAACUUCAUAACUACAGCGUUGAGUUUACCGGAGUUGGUGGGUAUAGACAAUAUGGUAAAGCAGAUCCCGGGUUUGCUUCUCAGAUUGCUCUUUGUAGACGGCAAUCUUUGUCAGAAGUUAACAUUGUUGAGAAGUUCAAAGAAGGCUUGACGCAGCCUUAUAAAGUCAUAUGGGAAUGGAGAAGAGGAAAGGGAGACAAAUAG